CCCUACCUCUGUCAGAAAGUUGACUUUGCCAACAACGUGCAGCUGUCUCUGACUCUGGCGGCGCUCUCCAUCGGACUGUGGUGGACUUUUGACCGCUCCCGCAGUGGCUUUGGCCUGGGGGUCAGUAUCGCCCUGUUGGCUACGCUGGCCACACAAGUCCUGGUUUAUAAUGGAGUCUUUCAGUAUACUUCUCCAGACUUCCUGUAUAUUCGCUCCUGGUUACCGUGCAUCUUCUUCGCGGGGGUGAUAACCAUGGGAAACAUAGGGAGGCAGCUAGCCUUGUAUGAAUACAAAUUCAUUCAGGAAAAGACCCAUCAGGACUGAGGGAUCUCUCCAGGCCCUUGUUAUUGCAGCAGUCUGAAGCCAGAGGCAGUUAUCAGAGAACAUCUUCAUGCAGCAUACGCACAGUUGAGGUGUGUCCAACGAGACCUGAGCUCCUGAUUGGCUGCCUGCUGCUUUCCAAUGGAAAUGACAGUAUUUUUGAUUGGCUCUUGUCAGGUCAUUCAGAGCUCCGGUGGCUUCUAACUGAGCUGAGACAAACAAUGAGGGCGGACUUUGUUGUGUUUGUGUUGCUGUUUAUCUCUACGUACCUGCGGGGGAUUAGCAGCAAAGCAUCUAUCGUUCUUUAGAUCAGCUUUGUUGUGCCAAACAGUCACACAGGAUCAGUUUUAAAGUCUGCUCUUAUCACCAGUCUUUCACAGCCUUCAUGUAUCAGUGGAGAACACACAGCCUAGUUAAAUUGCAUCUGAAAAGAUAUGCAUCUAUAAACCUGACUGUUUACUGUAUGUGAUGACCUGACAUUUUCUUGAGUUCUUGUGUUUUGCAUCAAUCUUGAUACAGGGUACUUAUUAUAUGUUGUACUUUGGAUUCCUAAAGCUUUUAGUCUACUAACCCAUCAUCCAAGGGUAGUUUUCACUAUAAGUAAAAAAUAAUCUUUGGACGGACACUAUAAUUUACAGUUUUUUUACUAUGUUCAAUCUGAAUUUUCUUUAAAAUAAAAAACAUCUAUAUUGA
Molecule: messenger RNA, 1014 nt
Organism: Notothenia coriiceps (black rockcod)
Lineage: Eukaryota; Metazoa; Chordata; Actinopteri; Perciformes; Nototheniidae
Product: insulin-induced gene 2 protein-like
Exons: 3
Biological process (GO): cholesterol biosynthetic process; SREBP signaling pathway; cellular response to insulin stimulus
Cellular component (GO): SREBP-SCAP-Insig complex; endoplasmic reticulum
Source: RefSeq, a predicted model, not a curated record